This is a messenger RNA of Salvia miltiorrhiza (redroot sage), 1065 nucleotides long. RefSeq lists its product as uncharacterized. Bases 406 to 744 code for a protein of 112 amino acids. The transcript is spliced from 2 exons. NCBI's taxonomy places the organism in Eukaryota, Viridiplantae, Streptophyta, Magnoliopsida, Lamiales, Lamiaceae. The record is from RefSeq and is a predicted model, not a curated record.
GGAGUGUAGGGAACAAAAGCACCACAACAAGGCUCUCUCUCUCUCUCAAUAUUGCAUUUUUACCAUCUCCCCCAAAAACAAUGAAAAAGCCAUAGGUGUGAAAGAUCCAUUUGCAAAAUUUAGCAAUUCUUCCCUUUGGGUUUAUUGAAUGCAAUUAACCCCCACCUUUCCUCCUCUCCUACACACAUUCAAAACCAAAACUACUUUAUUUAUUAGCGAGCAAUAGUUGGAUAGAUAGAUGCAUGCUCAUACCUAAUCGCCACCUCUUCCCUCAACAAAAAAAUCCACUUCCAUUUCCUCCUUCCAGAUUCUAGUUCAUCACCACCAUUUUUCCUGAAUUAUUUUUCCAGCCCUUUUGCUUCUUCUUUUAAUUUUCCUUUUCAAGAACAUCAAAGGCAGUAAGAAAUGCGCGCAAUUAGUAGUGGGGUUUUCUGGUCUGUGUUGUUUCUUUUAUUCACCUCUAGUCUCCAUCAUCAACUUAGAUUAUUCAUGGUGGCGGCGGAGGAUAUGGUGCCGCUGGUGGAGCUGGGGAAAGUGGAGAUGAUGGUGAUGGUGAAUGAGAGCAGAAGGAAAUUGGGGAGCUUUCAGAUUUGUUCACUCUGCACUUGCUGUGGAGGUGCAAGCAGAAGCUACUGUUUGCCAUCUCCAUGCUGCUAUGCAAUCAAUUGCAACAUUCCAAACAGGCCCUUUGGAUUCUGCUCUUUCACACCCAAGACUUGUAAUUGCUUUGGUUGCCAUAUCUAAUUCUUGAUAUGCUCUUUGUUGAGUCUUGUUUGGGAGAGGGAGGAAGUGAAUACCUCUGUUCCUUUUUCCUGCUACUUUAUAUAGUAAGUGUUUAUUAUUUGUUUGAGGGACAGCUAGCUAUUUCCAAGUAAUUUUUUUGCUCUUCCAAGCUCUCAUCUAGGAAAAGAUUAGCUAGAUUUAGCUGAAGCAGCAGUAGCAGUAGCAGCAUUGUGUUUCCCAGUUCUAUAAAGAGUGAUGGUUGAUGGGUUGAAAAUGCAAAGUUUAUCUUGUAAAAUGAAGAUUCAGUAGUGAAGUGAUUAUGAUAUGUUUACAGAUUUAUUA